UCCGGGGACGAGUUGUAGAAAGUUUGUGGAGCGGAGCCGGCUUGGGCGGUCGGUUCCGUGGCUGUCCCUGAGCCGCCGGUGGGCGCUUAACACCCCCUCCCCACCCCACCUCGCUCCUCACACCUCCUCUCUCCUGCCCUUGGCCCGCCGGUGGAGGGAGCACGUCGAUGAUGCUGGGACGGAGGCGGCGCUGCUGUAAGCAGCUACUGCUGCUGUGCUGCGGGAUGAUCGCCCUGGGCUUCGUGGUGCUGAUCCGGAGCGGGCAGCAGGACAAGCAGCUGCUGCAGCGGGCAGAGCGCUGGGAGCCCGGGGCUGGCGGCGACUCGGUGGCCGCCGGGGAGCCCGAGUACGAACGCCUCCAGAGAACCGUGUACGAGAAGCCGCCGCUGGACGAGAGUGCCCUGGGAGAACUGGGUAGAGCGGUUCACCUGGACCUGGUGGGAGAUGAGAAGAGGAAGGAGGAAGAGAGUGUGAGCAAACAUCAGAUCAACACCUAUGUCAGCGACAGGAUCUCCCUGCGCCGCCGACUGCCCGAGAGGUGGAACCCUCUGUGUAGAGAGAAAAAGUACGAUUAUCGAAACCUUCCAGCCACAUCAGUGGUAAUAGCAUUUUAUAAUGAGGCCUGGUCAACACUCCUGAGGACGGUGCACAGUGUUCUUGAUACCUCACCCGAUAUUCUGUUGAAGGAGCUCAUCAUAGUGGAUGAUUACAGUGACCGAGAACACCUGAAAAAGCCUUUAGAAGACUAUGUGGCUAAUCUUCGUAAAGUGCGGUUGAUACGUGCACGAAAGAGAGAAGGUUUAGUUCGUGCACGAUUAUUGGGUGCGUCUGUAGCUACUGGUGAUGUCUUGACGUUCUUGGACUGCCAUUGUGAAUGCCAUAUAGGUUGGCUGGAACCACUAUUGGAAAGAAUCAAAGAAGAAGAAACAGCUGUGGUAUGUCCCGUUAUUGAUGUCAUCGACUGGAACACCUUUGAGUUCCUUGGAAAUUCUGGAGAGCCGCAGAUUGGUGGGUUUGACUGGAGGCUGGUCUUUACUUGGCAUGUAAUUCCUGAGCAUGAACGGAAACGAAGGCGAUCCCCAAUUGAUGUUAUUAAGUCUCCCACUAUGGCUGGAGGGCUGUUUGCUGUCAGCAAGAAAUACUUUGAAUAUCUGGGCACGUAUGACACAGGGAUGGAGGUCUGGGGAGGAGAGAACUUGGAAUUUUCUUUCAGAAUAUGGCAGUGUGGGGGUUCCUUAGAAAUACAUCCUUGUUCUCAUGUGGGCCAUGUUUUUCCUAAACAAGCUCCAUAUUCAAGGAGUAAAGCCCUGGCAAAUAGUGUGCGUGCUGCACAAGUCUGGAUGGAUGAAUAUAAAGAACUGUAUUUUCACAGGAAUCCACAUGCCCGUUUGGAACCUUAUGGUGAUGUAUCAGAAAGGAUAAAAUUGAGAGAGAAACUACAAUGUAAAAGCUUCAAAUGGUUACUGGAGAAUGUUUAUCCAGAUAUCCAUGUACCUGAAGAUCGGCCAGGUUUCUUUGGAAUGCUAAAGAACAAAGGGAUGCUGAACCACUGUUUCGAUUACAAUCCACCCAAUGAGCACAAUGUUGCAGGCGAAAAAGUCAUUCUGUACCAGUGCCAUGGCAUGGGCCAAAAUCAGUUUUUUGAGUAUUCUUCACACAAUGAAAUCCGCUAUAAUACUCGCCAACCUGAGGCCUGUGCUUCAGCAGAUCCAGGAACUGACUAUUUAAUAAUGCGUCUUUGCCAAGAGAAUAAUAAGCCUGUGCCUGAAAAUCAAAAAUUCAUUUUUAAGGAGGAUGGCUCAGUCUAUCAUGCCCAAACGAAAAGGUGCUUGCAGGCUGUACCCAAUGCAUUUAGUAAUGGUCGUCCAGGACCAUUGCUGCGGCCUUGCACAGAUAUCGACCACCAGAAAUGGUUCUUUCAAGAAAGAAAAUGAUUUGUAGAAUUCAGGUUCAUUAACAACUUCAUAAAGCUGCCGUUACCAAAAAGCUACUGAAUUUUCCUAUGAACAAUAGGAUCAUAUCAAGUCUAAGAACGGUCUCCUUUAGAAUACUUUCAAGAUGGGAUUUUAAGAUCUGCAUCAUAUUCUGACAUCGUCAAAAGAUUUUAUUACUGAGAACUGUUUAUUUUUAAUAACAUGUUGAAAUUAUGAAAAUCCUUCGAUUUCCAAAGGACAAUUUGUUUUUAUUGAUCUAAUUGGUAGAUAACCUGAUUGUAUGUUGUUUGAUUAUAUAUGGUGAAGAAUCUACUGAUUUCAACAAGCUUUCUGAAAGGCAUUGACACAAUUGUAUGUAAAAGUGAGCUUAUACUAGUACUUCCUUUGGUUGUCUUGAAGUCUGUGAUCUAUUGUGUUACAGCCACAUCAAGGAGACAACAUUGCGAUUCCCAAUUCAUUUACAAAAAAUGGAGCAAUACCUUCUGCUUUGCUCAGACUAGAGACAAGAAGAGUGGAAAUGUUAAUAUUGCUUUAUAGAGCAUUUCAAUUUUGAAUGUAUUAUUUUGUUUCAGUGCACUUGGGUUGCGUUAUGUCUCUUUAUCCUGAUCCUUUGAGUUCCAUUAACUUGCUGCAUUUAAGUCUUGUGAAAUUGAAACUGUGUUCACAACUUGAAACUGAAGAUGAUGUGUUUUGGAACUAGUUCUCUUGAUAUUAAGAAAUAUGAUGUUCAGUGGUAGAAAUUUCAUGGAAAUACCUGUGGGCUUUAAAUGGGAUAACUUAAAUUUACAGCUGAUAGUGAUACCUUCAUUUCUGACAUUGAUUUGCAUGAGGAGAUUUGAACUUUUGUGCCAUGAUUGGAGAACGCUAAGGUCUAACACCAAGUCUACAGUCAGAGUUUUGAAAAUAUGCAACCUGGCUUUGUAGGACAGUCAGAAACUUUGUUACAGCAGAUGAAAUAUUUUUGAAGGAUGACCGUUGCUGUUUUGUAGUCAAAGUAAUGACUUGUUAGUCUGUUUUGGCAAUGUUUGUUGAGGGGUAAAGGUUGACCUGAAAUCUGAGGGGGAAAUAUCACUUCUGUUCUUGUUCAGAUGGUGCCUUGACAUCCUUGACAUCCAUCUCAACAGGGAGUUGGGGUUUGGAUUUUAGUAUCUGAGGGAUAGCAUCUCAAACAUACAGCAUGUGCUAAACGUUCUACUGAACUCUGUUUAGAUUGUGGUGAAGUCUGAGGAUUGGGUUCGAGACCGUGAUGUUGAAAAGGGAAACAGACCAAUUGGCACAACUGCAAUUAUGGAACUUAACCAGUCAUUUUUAACCCUAUCAAACAUGAGAUUCAACCUAAAUGACAUGAAAUGGGGCAUGAGAAGGAAUCGUUAUAAAUGCAUCUUAUGUACCUGAGCAUGUUGCUAUAUUCCGUUGUCCCACUAGGUAUUUUUUAUUUAGAAUUAAAUAUGUAGGUGGGCACUUGAUAGAAAAUGAAAGGCAAGUUUGAGAUCAGGCUCUGCAAGAACUCGAGCUUUAUAUUUUAAAAUGAUUCUGUGCCUGGUUGUGGAAUGAUAAAUGUGCUUCAGCCUGACCAAAUUUAAAAAACAAACUUUGGAAGACCAAUGUCCAUGAUUUAAUGUUGAUUUGUAACCACAUCAGGAUAAUUUGUAAAAUAAAAAAUGAUUUCACAUUUUAGAUUAAUGUGUAUUGGUUCACUCCUGCCUGAUGUGGCUGUAAUGUCUUGCCACAAGUGACAAAUAGAUGUGCAAUGACUUGUUUGGAUACAGUAGAUGCAUGUUAUUUUGAUUUUAAAAAUUGAAGGACUAUAUUUUUGCACUCGAAUUGCAAAGUGCAGUUCUGAGAGUUAAUAUUAAUUUGGUAUUAAAUGUAGAAAAUAUUUUCUUCUCUCAAUGUAUAAAAUGAAGUAAAUAUGCAAAAAUGUUUAUAGAAUUUACAAUGCUGUAUAUGUGUAUGAAAAGCCUUGCUUACCAAACAGUAGCAAUAUGUCUUUGGAAGGAUGAGUUGAAUGGCUUUGCACUUCUGUACUUUGACAUAGUUAUAACUGUAUCCUGAAUGUUGGAGAAUGUACUGAUCAGUUUCUAAUAAUUGCUUUUGAUAGGUAUCCAUUGAUCCAAACAGCAAAUCACUGUUAAAGGGCUAAUUGAUGUCUAAGAAUUAAUUGUCUUGGGCUUCUAUAACAUGAAAUGUUCUGAUUUGUUUUGUCUUAAUGAAAGAACUUUGUUUUUGUUUAAAUCUGUUCAUUGUAGAUAUUGACUUACAUUUUUCCAACAGUUUUGGAGGUUUUAAAUUAAGGUGAAAGAUUGUGCAAUGUUUCAGUUGUUACCGCCAAGCAGAUGUGCUGACAGUAGAAUUACACUUGGUCUUGAGAGUGGUUGAAUUUGAUGCAAAUGUUUACAGAAUUUGUUACUUUUGGAUAAACUAUAAAUGUAAAAGGAUUUUUAUUUGAGUUUUUUGGUGGAUAUCUUUCUAAUGUACACAUUUUAAAAAUCAACCUGUUUUAUAAAUUAUCACUGUUUGCUACUAUGCAAUAUCAGAUUGCUACGUCCAAUCUGAGUGUCAAAAAGAUCUGCACAAUUUCUUUAAGUGGUUGAAUUGUAUGUUAUGUUUAUCAAAAUGUCCGAGCAUUAAUGUAAUGAAAAUGGAGAGUAUAUAUCUUCUCCAGUUGUUUGCUUGCUGAAGAGCUCUCAACACUUCUUUAAAGUACAGUUGCGAGAGAAAUAGUGGAUUGAUUGUUUCAAAAGAAAAGACAGAAAUGUCUGUUGCAGUUUCAAUUUUUGUAAGAACACUCUCAAUGCUUUCAUGUGGUCCCCAGAUGUUGAUGAGAUUUGAUAUAGUGCUUUUUAUCUGAAUAUUCUCCAUGCAAUUGAUUUGAAUUUUGAACAUACUCUGAAUUUUUAAAUAAAAUAUUUCUUGCAAAUUCCAAACGUAUGUCUUCUAAAUCAAGCCUUUGUGAUACUUUUAGGAAUGCCUGUUAAAUUUCUAUGGGAAUUAUGGGAAUAAAUUUACAAAAUGUACACAACUGUGUCCCAACUAUUUUCUUCAAUAAAAUUUGUUGCAGGAAGCUGCAAUUGCUGCAUUUAA
Stegostoma tigrinum is the source of this 5018-nucleotide messenger RNA. RefSeq names its product UDP-N-acetyl-alpha-D-galactosamine:polypeptide N-acetylgalactosaminyltransferase 12 (gene galnt12). The transcript is spliced from 10 exons. Gene Ontology annotation, cellular component: Golgi apparatus. The record is from RefSeq and is a predicted model, not a curated record. Lineage: Eukaryota; Metazoa; Chordata; Chondrichthyes; Orectolobiformes; Stegostomatidae. Bases 168 to 1934 code for a protein of 588 amino acids.